CCAUCGGGGGGGCGGGGCCCGGCGUCUCCUGCGUGCUCCGCGCAGCGCGCAACCUUGAAGCCAAGAUGGCGUCGGCCACCCGCAUCAUCCGCCUUAUCCGCAACUUUCUGGCCGGGCGAGACGUCCAAGCGACACUGCAGCUGCGCUACACAGAGAUCUCCAAGAGGACUCAGCCGCCCCCCAGCCUCCCCGUGGGGCCCAGCCACAAGCUAGCCGACAACUACUACUGCACGAGAGACGGACGCAGGGAGGCCUUUCCGCCCAUUGUCCUCAUGUCAGCUCAGAAGAAGCUGGCUCCCGGAAGCUCGGACCCUUCCGUCACCAGGACGGAGAAGCUUCCUGUGACCCCCGGCACGCCCCCUCGGAAGUGGGAACUGUCCAAGGACGAGCCCUAUUUGUGAGAUCGCCUGCCAGUCUCCCAAGGCAGGGUUGCUGAAGAGCGGCCGGUCUGGUCUCGGGACUUUCCAGGAGGACAUUUUCCUCUCCUCCCCCUGGUCUCAUUCAAUAAACGCCACCCAUAAGGCGACACUGCCGUUGUACGUGGUUUUAAGGGGCUUGUUGGGCUGGGAAAAUGGAAUUGGAGGAAGAGAUGCUGGGAUUGUUAACUCGGAAUAAAUGAAGGCAGGAGAUUUUG
Messenger RNA from Thamnophis elegans (Western terrestrial garter snake), 634 nucleotides. It is a transcript of the gene NDUFA7, whose product is annotated as NADH:ubiquinone oxidoreductase subunit A7. The transcript has 4 exons. NCBI's taxonomy places the organism in Eukaryota, Metazoa, Chordata, Lepidosauria, Squamata, Natricidae. Gene Ontology annotation, biological process: ATP synthesis coupled electron transport; mitochondrial electron transport, NADH to ubiquinone. Bases 66 to 401 code for a protein of 111 amino acids. The record is from RefSeq and is a predicted model, not a curated record. Gene Ontology annotation, cellular component: mitochondrial inner membrane.